AAGGUUUUAAGUAAUAUUGAAGUCGCAAUGCGCUGGUACUUGUCAUUUUUAUGCAUAGCUGCAUUUUUCAUUGAAUAUGGAUUUACCAGAUUGACACCGGACUUCAUCCACCCAUGUCCUAUAGACAACAAGCCUUGCUUAAUGCAAUCCACCAUUGAUGCAAUCCCUUACUUCACUAUGGGAAUCCCUGACUUGGGAGUACCAUCUAUAGAUCCUUUCUACAUCGACAGACUGACGAUUCCGCUUUCAGGACUUAAGAUUGCCUUCUUUAAUGGAAAAGUCACUGGAUUCAGGAAGGCAGUCAUAGAUAAUGUUGAGUCUAAUUUUGCUAAACGGAAAUUCGGCCUAGAGUUCCACAGCAAUGUUACCCUCAAGGGAGGUUACGAGGCCACGGGGAGAGUACUCACCUUCCCCAUAAAUGGAGAAGGAGAGGCCAAAAUAAAAAUAACUAACCUCAAAAUGAAGGUCAUGAUGAAUUUGGAUACGAAGUCAGAUGACAAGGGUGUUAAUCAUUUAUAUGUCAAGAAUUACAAAUAUAACCUCGGCUAUGGCGAUAAAGUGCAUUACAACUUGACUAAUCUCAUUAAAGACAGUCCCGAAUUGAGCCGAACUCUGCUGCAGUUCAUGAACGAUAAUUGGAAACUCGUGUCUGAAGAGUUCGGGAAACCAGUAGUGGAUUACGCUACAGAACUGGCUCUGAGGACCAUCGAGAAGUUCUUCCUCGCUGUGCCUUAUGAAGAGUUGAUUGAAGGACCCAUACCCUCCUUUAAAUAAAUGCUUAACCAAGGGUGGCCUAAAAUAAAUGUCAUGAAAAUAUAGUAGGAA
Molecule: messenger RNA, 825 nt
Organism: Cydia splendana
Lineage: Eukaryota; Metazoa; Arthropoda; Insecta; Lepidoptera; Tortricidae
Product: circadian clock-controlled protein daywake-like
Exons: 5
Coding region: 28-774 (248 amino acids)
Source: RefSeq, a predicted model, not a curated record